This is a messenger RNA of Acaulospora colombiana, 682 nucleotides long. NCBI's taxonomy places the organism in Eukaryota, Fungi, Glomeromycota, Glomeromycetes, Diversisporales, Acaulosporaceae. The record is from the annotation of a GenBank genome assembly.
AUGGCCGUCGAUUUUAAUAAAACAGGAGUACCUGUGACCGAUCUAUUACCGUCUAUACCGGUAUAUCCCGAUUUUAUGGAAAAUAAUCGUAAACGUUCAUAUCCUUCCCAGAAGGUUCUCGGAAAAUUAUAUCGAAAAAUAAUACUCGAUAAGCCUGAUGAAGAUCCUCUUCUCAAUUACAAGACUAACGACGGGAUAAAGCCGACACGUGAUUUUUACGUCGAAGGGUUUAAAGAAUAUCUGGAAGAAGCUAUUAUCCAAAGGGAUGCAUAUAAUUCCGAGAUAAGAACUUUAAUGAAGAAAUACAGUAUAGAAACAGAACCGGAGAUUGUUACGUCAAACAUUCUCGGUCAUCGUCGCAUAAAUGGACGAAAAAGACAGGAUAUUCGUGAAACAAUUUCAGGUGCAAUAUCAGUCAUUAUACAUAAUUUUCGCAAAAUUUUUUUGAUGGAGUUAGGAGGAAGUGAGAAUACCGAAACAUCAGAUGAAGAUCAUUUCAGUUAUCACGUUGUAAUACCCAUAAACGAAGAAACUAAGGUGAAGGCGUCGGCAUGGUAUAUGGUUACCUACGAUAAGACAUUUGACAAAGAUGAUGUCGACUCAAGUGAAACAAGGCUUCUAAGUUUUCCAUGGGUGGUUGCGGACAUUCUUUUAGCGAUUAGAUCUGAAAAUAAAAACAAAG